UAUCCUUACCUUAUCUUCUCCAUCUUAACUUCCACUUGAUCUCAAAAUUGUUAUUUAUCUUCUCCAUCUUAACUUCCACUUGAUCUCAAAAUUGUUAUUUAUCUUCUCCAUCUUAACUUCCACUUGAUCUCAAAAUGGUUAUUUAUCUUCUCCAUCUUAACUUCCACUUGAUCUCAAAAUUGUUAUGUCUCCUAUACCGAAGAAAUUUAUCUCUUUAUCAUAAAUAUGAUCAGCUGAUCUUGGUAAUCGGCCGUUCUCUAUCGGAAAAAUCUCUCGUUAGGAGAAAUACCAGGAGCUGAGAGUAACUAGCCUCAUUGACAACUGGGAGCAGGAGGGAAGAAGCAUAGAGGAGGAGGAGGAGGAGAGACCUUUUCCCUCCUCGAUCAACAUGGGGAAAAAUAACAGGGAGAGGAAGGCGACGAGGCAGGGGAGAAAAGGAAUUAAGAGGGAGAAGCAGAGCGUCGGUACCGGUGAAAAAAGCAUCAUCGAAUCCAGCCAGAUGACUGGUCACUCGGAUUCUAUUUGGCUUCCCAUGGAAAUAGUGACGGAGAUCCUUUCUCGCCUUCGGCCGGAGCCAUUGUUGAGGUUUAGGUCCGUCUGCAAGUCAUGGCGUGAUCUUAUCGACAGCCACGACUUCAUCCACAAUCUGCACCUUCCUCGCGCCAGGGCCGCAUCUCCCACGAACCUCCUGUACCAACGGAUGAACGACCUGUUCUGCUUUGAUUACGAGUCCCCUGCCUCCACCUCCAGGAAGAUCCGCCUUCCUUUCCCAACCGGCCAUCGCGACGUCUCAUUAACCUCCUGUCGCGAUGGCUUGCUCUGCUUGUCACGGCUGAAUCUGAGGACGGGCGUUUAUUCCUUUAAUGUCGUCAAUCCAAUCACCGGAAAGGGUGUGCACCUCCCUCAAACGGGUUGUAGGUCUGCCCUUCAUACCUGCCAGCUCCUAUGGUGUCCUGAUCAUGAAAGCGUUGGAGGAGGAGGUGGGGUUUACAAGGUUCUCUUCGUCUACAGGGAGACGGAGGGCGGAGUCCGCUCUCUUGUCUGUACGCUUCACCGGAUGGACCUGACCUGGCGACGUAUUCCUAACUCUUUUACAACUUGGGACAAUGACUACGGGGAGUUGAAGGAGUCUCCAUGCGUCAAUGGAGCUGUUCACCGCGUCCACAGCUACCUUCGCGAGGAUUUGGAAUGCGGCAUUGCCGCCUUCGAUAUCCACCAAGAGAGAUUUACAGAAAUUGGGUUCCCUCCGGACUGUUGCUCCCCAGAAAAGAAGUGUUGGAGUGUCUCCGGCUAUUUACGCCAUGUGCCGAGAGUGGCGGAGCUGAGAGGGCUCCUUGCUUUGUUCCACAUGGAUGGUUCUGGCACUUUCAUGGAGACAUGGUUGCUGACUGAUUAUUAUGGUGGCGUUUGGACCAAAGAUCACACCAUCUGCCUUACGGUACUGUACAAGGAGCUUCAUUUGGACAUGAGAAACAGAGGCCCGAAAGAGAGUCUCCAUGUCUACCCUGUGGUCAAGUUCAGCGACAAAGAACUGGUAAUGAGGAUUUAUGCUCCUGUACCACCGCCGCCGCCGUCGUCGUCAUCGUGUUGCUGUUCAAGCGCGGGUUGCUGUUCAAGCGCGAGAUUCUUUACCUAUGAGUUCUUCUCUUAUGACCCUGUGCUAAAGAAUACGUCCAUUCUAAGCGGAAUAUUGGACAUUAAUGGUCUUUACGUAGAGAGCCUGGUUUCCCCUUGCGAAACGACGACGACGACGACGACGAAGGAGAAUAAAAAGAAGAAGAAGAAGAAGAAGAAGAAAAGAUGGAUAAUGGAAAACGGAUGCAUCGCUUCUCAUCAGCAUUGA
Molecule: messenger RNA, 1843 nt
Organism: Nymphaea colorata (pocket water lily)
Lineage: Eukaryota; Viridiplantae; Streptophyta; Magnoliopsida; Nymphaeales; Nymphaeaceae
Product: F-box protein At5g49610-like
Exons: 2
Coding region: 389-1843 (484 amino acids)
Molecular function (GO): protein binding
Source: RefSeq, a predicted model, not a curated record